CAGCGGGUUCGGGUCGGACAAACUUCACAAACAAACAAUUAACAGAGCUUGAGAAAGAAUUCCAUUUUAAUAAAUACUUGACACGGGCCAGAAGGAUCGAAAUAGCCGCAGCGUUGGGACUUAAUGAAACACAGGUGAAGAUCUGGUUUCAGAAUCGCCGCAUGAAGCAGAAGAAACGCAUGCGGGAGAUACAGUUUGAGAAGAUCAACGGGGAGUCUUGUCAGCUCGGCCUGGACGGACUUUCGGUGCCCAGUAUGGCGCUGUGCCAUGAUACUAGGUAA
This is a messenger RNA of Candidula unifasciata, 281 nucleotides long. Lineage: Eukaryota; Metazoa; Mollusca; Gastropoda; Stylommatophora; Geomitridae. The record is from the annotation of a GenBank genome assembly.